AUGGCCGACAAAUUAAUUGCCAAAAGAGACGAGUCUCUAAGAACUCAAACGUUUGAACAUGUUGCACCCGCACCUAAAGAAAUUCCUCAAGUGGAACCAAUGCACAGGGUACCAAGACCGCUGAGACAUGUCAAGUACAUUCCGAUCAAAAACUUGGUUUAUUUUUCCAAAAACAACCCUCCUGUCUUUUCAUAUGAGACCAAAAUCAAAAUCCCCUUGCCAAAGGACAAGCUUGUGGUGCAAGUGCGGAACGCGGGUUUGAAUCCUGUGGAUCUCAAAAUUAUGAACAGUUACACUCGCAACAUGAACCGUGGUUUAGGGUUUGGAAGUGAGUAUAGUGGUGUCGUCACAGAAGUGGGCGCAAAUCUGCACGGAGAAUGGAAAGAGGGCGAUGAGGUUUACGGAAUCUUUUACCAUCCUAACCUGGGGCACGGUACAGCACAAAGCUCUAUCGAGAUAACACCAUCAAAGGAUGUGAUUCUCCGCAAACCUUCUAAUCUCGGAUUCCCAGAAGCUUCCGGUACCCUUUUUUGUUUAGGCGCUGCUUACAACAUCCUUGACGGUUUGGAAUCUAAGGGUCAGCUUUCGGAAAAAGCUAAUAUUCUAAUAAAUGGAGGAACGACCAGUGUUGCAAUUUUCGCGAUCCAACUCUUGAAGUACCACUAUCGGAUUCCCAAUAAGCUUGUUUUACUGUGCUCGGAAUAUGGUGCACUUUUCUUGAAAUCUCAUUUCCCUGACUUGUGCGAUGAACUGAUUUUCGUGAACUACGUGAUGAGCGCGAAUCGCAUACACAAACCUCUUCAAGAUAUGAUAAACAAUCGAGAAACCAUAUCUUAUGAUGCUAACACAGGUCAGCCAAUAUCCACACCAUAUGACCAAGGAAAAUUCAGCGUGAUACUCGACUUUAUCGGUGGUUAUCAGUUGUUGAGCCACACAGACGCAUUGCUUGCGAAGAAUGGUGCGUACGUAACAACUGUAGGGGAUUAUCGCGCCAAUUACUCGAAGGACGUCUUCAAUGCCUGGGACAAUCCCAGUGCAAAUGCGAGAAAGAUCUUUGGCAAACUGCUUUGGACCUUUGAUUAUACGCAUUUUCAAUUCGACCCCAACGCCAAGUACGUGGGCAAGAAUGACUGGGCUGAAAAAUGUGCCGAACUCGUGGAAAGCGAAGUUGUAAAGUGCAUCGUGGACAAAAUGUACGACUGGAAGCAAUACGAGGAUGCCUUGGAUUAUUUGAAAAAGGGGCAUUGUCACGGGAAAGUGGUUCUCGAAGUUGAGAGGUUUUAA
Molecule: messenger RNA, 1284 nt
Organism: Lachancea sp. 'fantastica'
Lineage: Eukaryota; Fungi; Ascomycota; Saccharomycetes; Saccharomycetales; Saccharomycetaceae
Source: the annotation of a GenBank genome assembly